UAACCACAGACAGUUUCAGUAAAACAUUACAUUACAAACGUUGAUCUAACGAUUUGAUUUACUAGUUGUAGUGUCACUACAUAUUUUGAAAAUAUUUUCCAUUUCAUAAAUUACGAUAAUUGCAUAAAAAUGAAUUCCCAAGUUGCAUCCUUAAAGGCCGAUGAAGCAGUUAAUUGGUUCCAGAAACGUUUGAAGAAUGCUGUUAGUUAUGGACUUUCUUCUGAAGAAUGCAAAAUGUUUGAAAUUUUCAUUACAUCAACCUUGGCUGAUGUUGACAUAAAAAAGCAAAUAACUAAUACAGUUCUUCCAACAUUUUUUGAAAACUUAAUAUCAAGAAAAGUCAAUAAACCAACUAUAGAUGCACAAGCAACUAUAAUAAGAUUGUUUAUGAAAUAUUAUGGAGGAACAUGUAAUCAAUUCAAGAAUAUAUUAGAUAAAUUUACGUCUAAAGCACUAAGAGAGUGUUUUAAUGAAGAUAAUAUUGUUAACAAAGUGACAAAAUAUCUUGCUUUAUCUCCUCAAUGUGGUGGUCGUGGCCAACAAGGUAUUAAUCAUGCUGAAGCUUGGACUAAUCAAUUUAAUGAUUAUCUGUACUGCGCCAAUUAUUUUUUGAACCAACUUUAUACUAAUGUUAAUUUUUUCUUUGGAAUGGAUGUGACAGAUCAAUAUGAAGGAAAAUUUGAUAUAUCAAUUUUUAAUUUAUCUGAACUUGCACAAAUGACUCCUAAAGAACGUUAUGAAAAGUUGACAUCAUUAUUUAUAUUUUUCAAUACUGCAAUCCAAUCAAUGUUGUUGUCAAUGUUCUCUACUGUCAAACAUCUUGAUUCCAACAAAGUCAUACAAUUUGUCCUCAGUACUUUGUCAGUUACUUCAGAAAAACUUAACGCUACAAUGAUAACUGAAGAUGUCAUUGCAUUGGAUUCUGUUUUAUGGAAAUUACACUGUUCUGCCAUUAAAACAAUUUCAGCCCUUAUUAAAUGUUGUGGAAGGAUAUUAAUACCUCAAGGAACAUUGAUUUGUCGUAUUUUAUUGCAAUCCUUAAACAUGACACAUUUUAAUUCAUCAAAUUCUCAAUAUGGUACAACAAGAUUUAAAUUGCAACAGCGUGUGUUAACAUAUCAAGUUCUAUGCUCGUGGCAAUCUGUUGCUGGAUCACAGAGUUCACUUGAAUUGUUUAGUGAAAGCCUUACUUCUGGCAUUCUAUUUGAUAUCAAAUUUGAUAAACCAUCUCUAAAUUUAGUUGUUGAUAAACAAACAGGUAACAAAAAAAGAAAGAGUGGUGCUCUAAAUCAAAAAAUUAUGAAUCAACGUGAUACUAUUGUUAUGCAUGACUAUCAUGCAAAUAAAACUGUGUGUACUGAAGCUCAUAAAACACUUCAGUUAUUUUUAAACACUUUAUCGUCAAAUUUGAAAGUUCUACAAUUUAAAAUUUUUCAAAGUACAAUCAUGGGUUUGCUAUUAGAAAUUAUUAAGUGUCAACGACCAAAUGAUUAUCCUCUACCAUACUAUGAUGAUUUUUGUCGUCUUAACUUGUACAAGUCUUUGUUAGCUAUGAUUAUUUCACCACAUCCACAAUGCAUUACACAUACAUCUAUAGCAUUACGUGUUUUUACUAUUGGUACAACUGAUCGUAAUGAAAAAAUAAAAGAAAUUUGUAGGUCAUCAUUAAGCGAACUUGAACAUAUUAUCCGUCCACGUAAUGAUACGUUAUUUUUCCCUCUUGAAAAUGAAAUAGAAAUUCCAUCAUGUGCUCAAAAUACUAUACCAGAAAAUAAAACUCAUUUUUUAAAUGAAACAAUUGAAGAUUUGACUAUACCUAUUCAAGUAAAAGAAUCUAAAAAUGUUAAUACUGACAAUGUACAGCCAAAUACAAUUCUACAACCUGCUGGAAAUAUUAUAUCAGAAAACAAAACCCAUGUUAUAAAUGAAAUAGUUGAAGAUUCUACUCCACCCAUUAAAGUAAAAGAAUUUAAAAUUAUUAAUACUGAAAAUGUUCAAACAAAUACUAUUUCACAAUCUGCUCAAAAUCCUAACCCAGAAAACAAAACUAACUUAUCUAAUAAAAUAGUUGAAGACUCAACUUUGCCUAUUGUUGCAAAAGAAUUAAAUAAUCUAAAUACUAAACAUGUUCAAUCAAGUACAGUAAUAGAAUCUAUAAAUGCUGAUAAUAGUAUGGAUUCAAGCACAAGUGAUGAUGAUGAAUCACCAAUUAAAAAUGAACUGGAAGAGGAAAAUUAUACAGAUAUGCUGAACGACUUUAUAGACAGUGAUUAAAAAUUGUAAAUAUAACUUUUUUGGAACUCUAAUAAAUUAAAAUUAUCUAAUACAA
Messenger RNA from Rhopalosiphum padi (bird cherry-oat aphid), 2329 nucleotides. Its product is annotated as proline-, glutamic acid- and leucine-rich protein 1-like. The record is from RefSeq and is a predicted model, not a curated record. Lineage: Eukaryota; Metazoa; Arthropoda; Insecta; Hemiptera; Aphididae. The coding region runs from base 130 to 2274 and encodes 714 amino acids. Gene Ontology annotation, cellular component: nucleus. The transcript has 12 exons. Gene Ontology annotation, biological process: rRNA processing.